CAGUUAAACUCUGUCUACAAUAUAAAGAGUUUAUAGCGAACAAGAAGAAAAACAGAACCACCUCUUUUGAAAAAGAAGAAGAAAGUAACAAAACUCUAGAACAAGAGGUUCUCACAGAGGACCUAAAUAUAGACAUGAACCAAACAGAAGAAACACCUUUACCCAACUCUGAGGAAACUUUAACCAACUUAGAAAAGGUUAGGAAAGAGAAGACAGUAAUCCCCACAAUGAUGGAAGAAGACUCGGAAGUUCCUAACAAUGAAACUCUCAGUGAUGUAGACAAAGAAAACAGCUCUAUUGUCAAUGCUUUUAAAACUACAGUUGUAGAAACAGAAGAACCUCAAGCCCUGAACUCCCCUCUAGUACUAAUUGCUAACGAAAUUAACUUGCAGCCUCGUUGUGCUAAUGCUGAAGAGGAAUUUACCGUUGUCUCAUACAAAAGGAAAAAAGACAAGAAAACUUCUACGAAACAAAAG
Racocetra persica is the source of this 476-nucleotide messenger RNA. The record is from the annotation of a GenBank genome assembly. NCBI's taxonomy places the organism in Eukaryota, Fungi, Glomeromycota, Glomeromycetes, Diversisporales, Gigasporaceae.